Molecule: messenger RNA, 4572 nt
Organism: Suricata suricatta (meerkat)
Lineage: Eukaryota; Metazoa; Chordata; Mammalia; Carnivora; Herpestidae
Gene: ZNF35
Product: zinc finger protein 35
Exons: 4
Coding region: 279-1862 (527 amino acids)
Source: RefSeq, a predicted model, not a curated record
CGCGACCUGCCCAGGGGGGCCCAGGCCUGACUGUCCCCGGCCGGCUCCGCGUCCCCCUGCUUCGGAAACGCAGCUGCAGCUUGCCGGCGGUCUGGCCUGGGGGAGCUUGGACACGGACAGCCCCAGGGGCCGGGCUGACCCCGGGAGUAGGGCUUAGGUAGACCGUGUCAUCCUGGCCCUGAGAAGAAACUCAAGAAGAAGACACUUAAAGGUUAGAUGGGGCUUGACCUCUGCUGGACGUCCCCCAGCUCCAAGAGUCCCCCCUCCGAGCGGAGAAGAUGGCUGCAGAACUGAGAGAGGCCAGGGCCUUGGCCCCCUGGGGCUCAGUGACCGUGAAAAAGGAGGAGGAAGAGGAAGAAAACGUCCUGGGUCAGGCGUCUAGCCAGCAAGUGCACUCUGAGAACAUCAGAGUCUGGGCUCCUGGGGCAAGUCCCCAGACAGGCCUUGAUCUAUCAGAACAGGAAGAAAAGGAUCCAAACAUGUUCUGGAACAUGGCUGUAGUCCUGAAAGCAACACAGGAGGCACCUGCGGCCUCAGCCCUUGGCACCUCCUCAUUAUCAGGGACUCUGGCCAGGAGUGAGAUACUGGAGACACAUGGGAACAUGACCUCUAUAGGUGCUGAAACCAAGAACCCACAGUUACUGGUUCCAAAAACUGAGAUAUGUGAUGAGGCAGAAAAACCCUUCAUAACACCAGGAAGAGUCCAGAAAGCUAAUCCUCAAGCACCUGAGUCGGGAGAAGCCUGUGAAAAAGGGAGCGUGUUAAAGAAGCCGCGGAUCAAGAGGGAAAAGAACGACGUCAGACAAGUGACAGUGACGGCCCGCCGCGCACCUGAAAGCUUCAAAGUGGAGGCAGACCAGAAAUGUCCCGACUCUGGGGAAAGGUAUAGCCUGAGUUCCGGCUCUGUUAAAAAUCAGAAAAGCCAGCCUGGACAGAAGCCUUUUACUUGUAGUGUGUGUGGAAAAGGCUUUAGUCAGAGUGCAAACCUGGUGGUGCAUCAGCGAAUCCACACCGGGGAGAAGCCCUUUGAAUGUCAUGAGUGUGGCAAGGCUUUCAUUCAGAGUGCAAACCUGGUGGUGCAUCAGCGAAUCCACACUGGACAGAAACCGUAUGUUUGUUCAAAAUGUGGGAAAGCCUUCACUCAGAGUUCAAAUCUGACCGUACAUCAAAAAAUCCACUCGCUAGAAAAAACCUUUAAGUGCAGUGAAUGUGAGAAAGCCUUCAGUUACAGCUCACAACUUGCUCGGCACCAGAAAGUCCACAUUACAGAAAAAUGCUACGAAUGUAAUGAAUGUGGAAAGACAUUCACUCGGAGCUCAAACCUCAUUGUCCACCAGAGGAUCCACACUGGGGAGAAGCCCUUUGCCUGUAAUGAUUGUGGCAAAGCCUUCACCCAGAGUGCGAAUCUUAUUGUGCAUCAGCGAAGCCAUACUGGUGAGAAGCCAUAUGAGUGUAAGGAAUGUGGAAAGGCCUUUAGUUGUUUUUCGCAUCUUAUUGUGCACCAGAGAAUUCACACUGCAGAGAAACCUUAUGAUUGCAGUGAGUGUGGAAAAGCCUUCAGUCAGCUCUCUUGCCUUAUCGUGCAUCAGAGGAUUCACAGUGGAGAUCUCCCUUAUGUGUGUAAUGAGUGUGGGAAAGCCUUCACGUGUAGCUCAUACCUGCUUAUUCAUCAGAGAAUUCAUAAUGGGGAGAAGCCUUACACAUGCAACGAGUGUGGCAAGGCCUUCCGGCAGAGGUCGAGUCUCACUGUGCACCAGAGAACCCACACUGGGGAGAAGCCCUAUGAGUGUGCCAAGUGUGGUGCAGCUUUCAUUUCUAACUCGCACCUCAUGCGACACCACAGAACUCACCUUGUUGAAUGAGAGGUGCUUGUUACUCCGGGCACUGCUCAUAAUCCACUACCCUCUAAUCGGAUACGUCUUUGGUGUUUUGUUCCUCUGUAAAAACGAGGCCCACCAUGUUAUAAGCAGUUUUCCAGAAUGCAGCACACAACACAAGACAAGCAUUUCAGAGGCUGACUUCAAGACAGUGAAAGCUAAGCAUCUUAAGGCAAGGACUGUAUUGUGAACUGUGCCCUCACUAGUCCUGUUUGAAAUGGAAUGUGGCUUCUUAAAAAUGGGUCAUGCAAAAGGUGAUAAAGAUCCUGUUUCAGGAAAGGUAUUUUUAGCUUAAUUUUGUUUUUUGAACCUGGUAGUUUCCUGAGCAACAGGCAGGUUAUCGGUAAAGGUCUGCCUGGUGGAAUUCUGGAGCUUUGAACCUUGUCUUCUAGUGUUUGAGUUAAGCAGUGAUUAGUUAAGGAACCCACUUGGGGUAGCGACUCACCAACAACCCAACCUAUGAACAUUUAUUAGCUUUCCAUUCCUUAGGUGAUUUAAACAUUAAAAAACAAACAAAAAACACCCUAUUCACUGUCUGCUGCUCCUAAGAUGGAUAGAAGUGGGAAGCAGCUGUUUCUCUUACUAUCUAUGACUCGGGAACCUUGGUAUAGUAAAGCUCUGGGGACCUCUGACCAGUCUCUUCUUGGCCAUUCCCCAGUCUGCGUGGCCAAGCACUUGAGGACUGAUGGAGACCACACACUGGGGCCACGAAUGCGCUGGCCUGCAUUCAGUUGCUGAGAUCAGCAACUCUGAGUGACCCUAACUCCCAUUGCGCUCCCACCGGAGUAAGAUGCCUGUAGCACUCCCCUUCCCAGAUAGAGGAGUCAAAGAAUAAAGCUUGCCAAGGGGCGUGCCCACGUUGUCUAUGCUCAUUCCACUUAGCCUCAGCCAGGGGGUUCAAUUUGGGUGUUAUUCUCACUUUCUGGCUGGUCUUUAGAAGACCUAAUGGAGUCCCAAUUCUGAGAGGGAAGAGGCAGAACGGGACUCCUUAGGCCUUAAUUUGUUGUUGUUUUUUGAGAAGUUCAAAGGUAUUGGAAUGUGAAAACUUAGAAGGAUGAAGAAACUGGCUAAGGUAAGAUAACCUUUGUUACCGUUGAGCCUUUCUUCUUAGUAUUAAGUGAUUUAUAAAACUAUGCAAUAGGUAGUUUUGUGAUAUUGCCUUGUAUUUAUACAGAACUGAAUUCUGUGUUUAAAGCUGAUUAUGCACCUUCAUGUAUAGAAACAAGAUUCCCUCCAGCACUUCUCUCAUGCUUUCCCCUAGAUCCUCACCUUCAUCCUUAGAUUAAGAGUGGUCUGCCCCGCCUCUCUGGGAGUGGUCAGGCAGCAAAGAGCAGCCUGCAUUCAAAUCCAGGCCUUGAGUCUGGGUUCUCUUUGUUCUGCCGUGCUGUGUGUCUCACCACCUGUAAUCCUCACCUGGAGCUGUGCAGAGCCUGAGAAAGGGGUAUGUCUGGUCUCACUUUCAGGUGAGGAAGCUGAGGUGGACCGAUUGGGGGAUGUGCCUUGGGCAGAGUAACCAGGAAGCAGGAUAUCUGAGACGAAUUUGAGUUUCCUAAGGCCUGGAUCUGUCUCUUCACCCCAUUCAGCAAACGUGCGCAUGCCGUAAAUGCCCCACCUGUUGAUAAGCAACCUGGUGUGACUCUCACUAGAAGUCCCUCCUUUGGGGCUCUCCUGGCUGAUUUGUAUUUUACAGAACACUUCUCAUGUACACAUCAACAGGAAAGCUUGUUUAUUUUCUCUUCCGCCUCCUUUCAGCCGUGGUUUUUUAUCCAAGCAUGUGCACCUUCUUUUCCCAGUUGCACUGUCCGUCAUACACAACUGUAAGAAAUCAGUAGAAUUCAAAAGUGAGAAUCAAAAAUGCCCAUGUCCUCACUGACGCUGGAGUCCCUAGUCCUGUCCCCUAGCUUGCAGUGGAGAGACCCGAGGAUAAGACCAUGUGCAUAAUAGGAACAAGCUUAGGUUCCCUGCUCCCCAGCAGGAUCAGGAAACCCAGAAGAGAAGAGAGGGAGAACCGGUCUGAAGAUUUGGGACGAAUUGGUGACCUGGACCUAUCAAGCAAGAGACUAAAAGUCCUUUCCCUGAAAAGUACCAGCUGGGACUUCUGACCAUUGGGGCAGUUAGAUUGUUUUAACUUCACAUUGUAUGUUUAUCCUCAUAAUUGAAUGCUCAUCGUGGAUGAUUAUGAUUUCCUGGCUGAAGGUUGCUAUUCAUAGGCAAUUCAGAAAGGGCUACUCGGGUGAUUGUGAUGUGAAGGUGAAGUGAAGCUUGAUUUGCGCAUCAGACCUGACUUGGCAGUGAAACAGUGGUUUUUCAUUUGGCUGCAUGCUGAAAUCACCCUGAGUACUUAAACUGUUCCAGUCCCAGAGCCAAGGGAUACUUUUUUUUUUUUUUUAAGAUCUGGAUGGAAACCCUGUGUAACCAAGGUAAUGGCCACUGUAGUCAAAUAAAGUCUGUAGGCCACAGAUACAUGUGAUCGAAGGUGGAGUGGGGAAGCCCUAGAAGAAAGGUCUGGAUGUUUAGAGUGUUCUGUGUGGUUUCAGUAAAACAAGACGCUGACAACGUUGGCUGUACUGGGUGUCCUGUACCUUGGCUGUGAGGAUUCGGUGACUUACUCUGUAUUUUAAGUGAUACACCACACUUUUUAUUUAUAUGAGCAAAAUAAGUUUUAACCUAACAUACUUUUAUGUUCCUCAUCCAA